Messenger RNA from Notodromas monacha, 1525 nucleotides. Lineage: Eukaryota; Metazoa; Arthropoda; Ostracoda; Podocopida; Cyprididae. The record is from the annotation of a GenBank genome assembly.
AUGGCUCCCAAGCCAGAAGCGACACCGUCUCGUCAGUUAUGGCGCAGUCCUGCGCUCAGCAACAUUGUCGUCGCUGCUCUGCAUUCUAAAAGCCUUUUGAACACAACAGAGCCUGAAAGUGAACCGGUUAUUGAUGUCUCGUAUGUUCCACCAAAUGUCCCACCACCACCACCAACACCUCCUCCUCCUCCGUCAGCAACAGAAGGAAUUCACGCAGCGCCACCAAGCCGAGAAAUCAGCAAACCCAGGGACGAAGCCGCAAAACCCAAACUUAUUCGCCAGAGGGCGCUGCUGGAAGAGCACCCAGAAGAGACUCAAUCAGCAUCACAAGUGUCACCAACAGUUAGAGCUUUAUCUUCUAGAUUUGAAGCCUUGAGCAAGAGCAUUGAACCUUCUCAAAGAAGUUGUUCCAUGAGGGAUUUAUCUGAAAAGCAACACCCACAACAAGUUCCAGCAGCAGCAGCAGAAGGAACCAAGUUGUCUUUUGCUGACUUAUUGGCAGUGUGGAAUGCAAAGGACUCUGUGUCUAGAGUUGGCAACAGCAGUGAUGAUGAAUUAUUGGCACCCAAACCUGGAGGCCACUCUGGCGGAAAGUUUCCUGAAAGGUUGAUGAUGAAGGGUCCUGGUAUAAAACCUGGGGAUGGUCCUGCUGUGGACCCAGUGCACAAUUCCAUACUUGUUCAGCAAACAACUGCAGUUUUAUCUCCCAACAAUAUUGAUUGGGACAGGAUGAUGGCUGCUAAGCAAGUCAAUAAUUUGCCAAGUUCUUUGGCAACUCUGGCCAUGUUACUGUUGGUGUCCUCUACAACCAUCUACAGCAGUAUGUUGCCCAACAAGCAUGAAAAUGGAGCCAUCAGCAGCAAGCAAAUGUCUUCAAUUGUAGGGGAUGCGUUAGCGCCAUCUGGUGGAAGGGUGUCCAGUCUUGAAGCCUUCUGUGCUGCUGUGCAAGCAGUCAAAGAGCUGUCUGCUGGUGUUGCUUACCAGGAUGAUCCCAUCUGGGCUUUCAACAGAGCUAAAGCAAGGGGAGAUGAACUCAAUGGCGAUCAAGUUUUUGCGGAAGAAAUCAGCAGCAGAGGCAAACGUCCCAGGUUCUUCAAACGCGCUUUGCCGGACAACUGAAUUAUAGCAACUCUCGCCAAAUCAGUGCUGGCUUCGACACUCUGCCAAAUUACCAAAACAGGGUCAGAACCGGAUUACCCCUCAAACCCCAAUUCAUUUCUCAUCCUCGUGACCCAAGAAAACAAAAGCAAAAGAAAAAAAAAUGGCGAAACAGAAGAAAUCUGCUCCCUGUUGAAACCGAAACUCGGCUCGAAGUGUUUCCUUGCAAAACAGAAACCUCUUUGAAAUAUUUGCAACUGCGAAAAAGAGGACGUAAAUUCUUUCCGCAAUAAUGUCAAACUCUUCUUAGACCGUGUUUUUUGUGCUUUUGCUCGGGUUUAAUGCCUCUGAAUAUGUCGCUGAAAAUGAAGCACAUGUUGCAAUAAAUACCACGACGAAUUUCUGGGAAAUUGCGGAAGUCCGAAAA